AUGGCCGUCCCUCUUUCCCCCACGCUGGUGCUGGGCGAGGCCUCGGAGAGCGACUCAGAGCCGGAGCCGGGGGGGAACACAGCCGGGACUCCCGCAGUGGGGCUGAAGGUUCCGGGGGAGGCGUCGGAGACCGAGGAGGAGGAGGAAGAGGACAGUGCGGCCCGGAUGCCGCUGCCAGGGGUGUCCAGGGGGGGCCCCUCACUGCUGCAGCAGCGGCUGGGGGCGGGCGAGGGGCGACUGCGGGGCGCAAUGGCUGAGGCACUGGGACGCAGUUUCAGUGGGGCUGCGCGGCUGCUGGAAGGUCUGGGGGGGCCCCUGGGCCACGCCCAAGCUGGGGCAGCUGCGACCGCGCACUGCCUGUGCCUGGUGCGCCGUGACCUGCGCGCUGUGGCUGCCACCGUAGCCACCAUCACCGCCUGUCACCUGCUGCCUGACAUCCGUGGGGAGCUGUGA
Messenger RNA from Gallus gallus (chicken), 453 nucleotides. Its product is annotated as biogenesis of lysosome-related organelles complex 1 subunit 3-like. The record is from RefSeq and is a predicted model, not a curated record. The coding region runs from base 1 to 453 and encodes 150 amino acids. The transcript has a single exon. Gene Ontology annotation, cellular component: BLOC-1 complex. Lineage: Eukaryota; Metazoa; Chordata; Aves; Galliformes; Phasianidae.